ACUCUCACACACACACACACACACACACACACACAAGAACUUUUGCUUUUUCAGAGGUUGCCUUGAGGAGAGCUUUCAUUUGUUUGACUUUUACGCCAAACUAAAGAAGCCGAACAUGUCCCCGCCUUCACGACGGCUUCAGACGAAGCCGGUCAUCACCUGCCUGAAGACUUUCCUCAUCUCGUACAGCCUCAUUUUCUGGUUCACGGGAAUGAUCCUGCUGGCGGUGGGCGUGUGGGGGAAGGUCAACCUGGAGGCGUACAUCACGCUGCUGUCCGACGACACCACCAACGCGCCGUACGUCCUCAUCGGCACCGGCGCCGCCAUCAUCGUCUUCGGGCUGUUCGGCUGCUUCGCCACGUGCCGCGGCAGCCCGUGGAUGCUGAAACUGUACGCCAUGUUCUUGGCCGUGGUCUUCCUGGCCGAGCUGGUGGCCGGAAUAUCGGGCUUCGUCUUCCGGCACGAGAUCAAGGCCAAGUUAGGCAGCGCGUACAAAAACGCAGUCAAGUCGUACAACAGCACGGAAAGCGGCAGAAGUACGGUGGAUGCCAUCCAACGGACCUUGCAUUGCUGCGGCGUGAAAAACUUCACGGACUGGGCCGACACGGACUACUUCAAAGAGCAGGGCAUCCCCGCCAGUUGCUGCAAAGUCAACACCAACUGCCCCCCCGAGACCCUCAAGGACCUGGACAAGGCUCGGAAUGAAGUGUACGACACCGGAUGCUUCUCACUGGUGACCAACGUGAUGGAGUCCAACCUGGGCAUCAUUGCCGGGAUCUCUUUUGGAAUCGCCUUCUUCCAGCUCAUCGGGAUAUUCCUGGCCUGCUGCUUGUCUCGAUACAUAACCAACAACCAGUAUGAGAUGGUGUAAAGAUUGACACCGCCUCUCGCAGGUGACUCCGCGUGCUGCUCUCGACUUCAAUGACUGACCCUCCUGAUUUUUAAAUUUUUUUUUUUUUUUUUUUUUUUUUUUUUUUUUUUUUUUAAGCAUGAGAAACCAAACUCUCCGCCUCUCGUUUUUUUUUUUUUUUUUUUUUUUUUUUUUUAAUUCGCUCACGCGACACAGCAGAGGAGCAAAAGGGAAUAUUGCAAAGGGAGCGUCCUUUCAAACAUUUCAACUUGAAAGAAGCAACGUCAAGUCCAGAUAGACGUCGACGUUGUCACUUUUAAUUGUGCUUAAGUUUCAAGUGUCUACAUUUCUCACCCUUAAUGCCUAAGCCGUAUUUGAGAAUUUUGAUCAAAUGUGUGGAAGUAUGACGACAAACUGACAAGGGGAUGUGUGUGUGUGUGUGUGUGUGGGGGGGGGGGGGGAAGCGGAUGUAAAGUGCCAAUUACAACAACUCACGUUUUCAUAUCAAAGUCAUCAGUGUUUUAUUGCUUUUCGUCGGCAGAUGCAUGUGAAAUAUUGGGAAAAAAAAUAAUAAAAUAAAAGGUGAAUUCACAUAA
This is a messenger RNA of Phyllopteryx taeniolatus (common seadragon), 1446 nucleotides long. It is a transcript of the gene tspan6, whose product is annotated as tetraspanin 7. The transcript has 8 exons. Bases 116 to 871 code for a protein of 251 amino acids. The record is from RefSeq and is a predicted model, not a curated record. Lineage: Eukaryota; Metazoa; Chordata; Actinopteri; Syngnathiformes; Syngnathidae. Gene Ontology annotation, cellular component: membrane.